Messenger RNA from Frieseomelitta varia, 936 nucleotides. RefSeq names its product myb-like protein X. NCBI's taxonomy places the organism in Eukaryota, Metazoa, Arthropoda, Insecta, Hymenoptera, Apidae. The transcript is spliced from 4 exons. The coding region runs from base 22 to 798 and encodes 258 amino acids. The record is from RefSeq and is a predicted model, not a curated record.
AGUAUCUAAGUGAGCAAUAGAAUGGAAUUUGAUAGUACGUCAAAAUUUGGGGUUAGGAGUUCAAAAUCGCAUAAACGAACGAAGAAAGGGUAUGAAUCUAAAGAAAUUACAAGUAAAAUAGAUAAAACUAUUACCUCAGAAUCUGAUACUAAUCAAAUGGAAAAAGUAAAUAAGCAGGAGUUAAAAUAUACAAGACAAAAAAGAAAAAGAAAGAUUUCAAAUAAUAAUAACAACAAUAAUAAUACUAAUAAACGUACAAUUAAUGACAAUGAUGAGGAAAAUGUCUUUGCUGAAAUAAAAGAAAACCAGGAUAAAAAAGAUGAGAAAAAGACAAAUAGUAUAUGCACAAGAACUAACUUAAAUGAUACAGAAAAGAUUCACAAAAAUGACGAAAAAAAGGUUCGGACAAAACAGCCUUCUAAGAGACAAUUGAAGAGAGAAAAAGCUGAGAAAAAAGAGAAUGAAAAAAGAAUGAGCAAUAGAAUGGAAACAAUGAAGAAAGGACUUAAUUAUGUUUCAAAGUGGAAACAUGCACGAUCUGAAUGGAAAUUUGAAAAAUUAAGGCAAAUUUGGUUAAUUGACAAUUUACUGGAUGAAACUUCUAUACCAGAUGACAUUUUUCCAACAGUUUUGGAGUAUUUUGAAGGGUGUAAAGGAAUGGCUAGAGAACAACUUUUAAAAAAAGGCAUGGAUAUUAUAAGGAAGGUAGAAGAGAAUGAAGAAAACAAAGACGAAGUAGAAUCUAUUGCUUAUCAAAGGGCAAGGGAACUUCUACAAGCUUUACCUACGGAAACUUAAUUAAUUUGCAAUUAUACUUAAAAUUUAUCAACAUUUGACAAAAUGAAACAUUCUUUUAUAUGUUGCUAAUCAUUGUUCUUUCAUUCAUAAAAUAGUUGUAUUAAAUUUUGGUAAAUAAUUAAAUUUAUUUGUUUAUUA